This is a messenger RNA of Megalopta genalis, 8092 nucleotides long. Lineage: Eukaryota; Metazoa; Arthropoda; Insecta; Hymenoptera; Halictidae. The record is from RefSeq and is a predicted model, not a curated record.
UCGAGAUAGAGCGUCACGUGGCCGCCGGAUCCGGCAGCGAGAUCAUACGAAUCCAUCGAUCAUCGUUAACGCAACCGCGAUUAUCGCGGAGCGACGGCGGUGCCAGUCGGCCGCCCACCGGGACCCGCGUUCCCCGAAAUUUCCGCUUGGAAGAUCCCGCGCGGAAACGGAAAACUUUCGGAGCGGUUCGACACCGAUUGGCCGUGGUCGAGGCCGAAAUUCGGCGAUCCUGAGACACUCGCUGGGAAGGAAGGGUUAUCGUGGCGGUGAUCGUCGCGGCAUCCGAAGACUAUCUGCUCGGUUAUCGGCUCGUCGGCUGAUUUUGCGCGCUGCGCGCGAAGCACCGUUGUCCAGCGCUCGCGGAGCGCACCGUGAACCGGCGCGGCGGCCACCGCUGAUCAACUGACACCGAUCACGGUCCGUGACCAGCAACACCAGAUAGACCUUCGGAUCGCAAACACGCCAGUGUCAGCCGGUGGUAAACAGUCGAUCGGCGUUCAUCGCGCUGCUUAGACGUUCGCCAACCCGCGUGGAAAGCUCGCGAGCAACGCGACGCGAUCGAGUCGGCUCCUCCGGGCGAUCGUGUUUUGCGCGGGCGUCACUCUCUCUCGGCUCCCGCGACACAUACUCCGAGAACCGCGUUCUUCCUUUUUUCGAGGACGAUCUUCGGGAUAACCAUGUGCACCGUCUGAGACAGGUUUCGAGGAAAACCGUUCACUCGCAGCAAGAUUCUCGGCAGACCCGGACUGGACGUUGGAGGACGGCGACAUGGCCAGCAAACCGUGGAUGCAGCCGGGUAUUGGAGGCGGAGGUGGCGCGGCCCACGCAGGUGGGACAGGUGACGACGAGGCUCCGAAAGAUCCCGGUGUUCGGAUCACCCAUCAGUCUUACACCGAGAAAGAUUACGAAGGUCACAGGGCACACACCGUCUACGUGGGCGUCCAUGUGCCCGGAGAGAGGAGACACCGUCGUCACCACAAGCAUCAUCAUUCCCAGCGACAGUCGUACAACGCCGAUAAGGAGAAUGUCGACGAGAGGCCCAGACAAUUGCUGAUGACUCGAAGGAGUCGACUAUCUAGCUUCUGCGAUCCCGACGGCGAGAUGAUAUUCACACCGCCGGCCCAGAGGGUGCAGUUCAUCUUGGGCGAAGAGGUCGGGGACGAUGCGCACGAGUCCCACCCGCUUUUCUCCGAGAUGGAGGAGCUCGUCAGGGACGGCGACGAGAUGGAGUGGAAGGAAACGGCAAGAUGGAUCAAGUUCGAGGAGGACGUGGAGGAGGGCGGAAAUAGAUGGAGCAAACCUCACGUAGCCACCCUCUCCUUGCACGCCCUGUUCGAGCUGAGGAGCCUUCUGCUGAACGGCACCGUGAUGCUGGACAUGGAGGCCGUCAGCCUCGAGCAAAUUGCCGACCUGGUCCUCGACAACAUGAUCAACAAGGGAUCGCUGCCGAUCGAGACGCGAGAGAAGGUGAGAGAAGCUCUGCUAGUGAGACACCGGCAUCAGCACGAGAGACGUAAAGACAACAACAUGUCCAGACUGCCAAUCAUCAGAUCGUUGGCCGAGAUCGGACGCAACCACUCCUCGUCGAAGAAUGACAACUGUACAUGUGGUAUGCUUGCGUUGUUGACAUCAGAUUUACAGGAGCGUCGUGACGCUGGGGACGCGUACGCGCCCUCGGUAGCUCGCAGCAGCAGUUGCCCUAAUUCGAACACAGCUCUGCUGUCGAAAGAGGCGAAAGAUCUGAAAGGACCGUACCUGCUGGUUCCAGUGGAGGAAUCGAAUUCCGCACCGGCGAUCGCCGGCGCAACAAGUCACGGCAGUGGGGCAACGCUGAAUCCCGGUAGCCGCUUCCUUGCAAUACCCGGUAAUCCCGGCCAAGAACCGACGACCACCAACGGGAUGGACCGGAGUCCCAGCAGCGUGUCCAUCAGCAGGAAUCAUAGUUCGUCCGCUUUGGAGAACGGCGAUGGAAACCACAGGGGGAACACGCACUUCAUGCGGAAGAUACCGGCGGGGGCGGAGGCCAGCAACAUCCUCGUCGGCGAGGUCGAUUUUUUAGACAAAACCUUGUCAGCGUUCAUCCGGCUGAGCCAGGCCGGGAUAAUGGGCGAUUUGACGGAGGUUCCGGUGCCGACCCGGUUCAUAUUCGUUCUGCUGGGGCCAACGGGAGGAAUCUCCGGUUUCCACGAGAUCGGCCGUGCAAUGGCCACGCUGAUGUCGGACGAGGUGUUCCACGACGUGGCGUACAAGGCGAAGAACAGGAACCAUCUUCUGGCUGGUAUCGAUGAGUUCCUGGACGCUGUCACGGUCCUCCCGCCCGGCGAGUGGGAUCCCGCCAUCAGGAUAGAACCUCCUGCUGCCAUUCCUUCGCAGGAGGUGAGAAAGCGACCGAAAGAGGAGAAGCCGAAGGAGGACAUGGACGAGGAGGGGGACGAGCAGAAGCUGAGGGAGGAGUCAGGCCUAUCGAGGAGCGGAAGACUGUUUGGCGGUCUGGUGAACGAUAUCAAGAGGAAAGCGCCGUUCUACCUGUCCGAUUUCAAGGACGCCCUAGCCAUCCAAUGCGUAGCGUCCUUCAUUUUUCUAUACUUCGCCUGUCUUUCCCCCAUAAUCACGUUCGGAGGGUUGCUGGGAGAAGCAACUGGGAAGAACAUGGCCGCCAUGGAGUCGCUGGUGUCCGGUUUCGUUUGCGGCAUCGGGUACGGCCUGUUCUCCGGACAGCCGUUGACUAUUCUAGGCUCCACCGGGCCGGUUCUGGUCUUCGAGACCAUCGUCUUCGACUUCUGCAAGAUAAACGACUGGAACUACAUGUCCUUCCGCUUCUGGAUCGGCUCGUGGAUCACGCUGAUCCUGGUGAUCCUGGUCGCGAUCGACGCCAGCGCCCUGGUCUGCUACAUCACGCGGUUCACCGAGGAGAACUUCGCCACCCUGAUCGCCUUCAUCUUCAUCUACAAGGCGAUCGAGAACGUGUCGUCGAUCGGUAAGAAGUAUCCUAUCAACACCUACGCGAACGAUCAGUUCGACUUCGAGUGUUGGUGCAAACCGCCGAAUGGUACGCUGCCGUCCAGCUACGAGAACGUCAAUUGGACGGCGCUGGACCAGAAAGCGUGCCAGAGCUAUAACGGUACCUUGAUGGGUUGCAAUCUACCGCACUACAUACCCGAUGUGUUCCUCAUGUCAAUUAUACUGUUCAUGGGCACCUUUUUAUUAUCCGUCGCGCUUAAAGACUUUAAGAACGCUCUCUUCUUCCCAUCGAAGGUCAGGCAGGUGGUCAGCGAUUUCGCGGUGAUCAUCGCGAUCUUCUCGAUGAGCACGCUCGAUCACGUCGUGAACAUACCGACACCGAAGCUGGAAGUGCCGGCGGAGUUCAAGCCGACGUUGCACAAUCGGGGUUGGGUUAUCUGGCCUUUUCAACAUAAUCCGUGGUGGAGCGCCAUCGUCGCGUGCCUGCCAGCUCUCCUAGGCACUAUACUGAUCUUCAUGGACCAACAGAUCACCGCCGUGAUCGUCAACAGGAAGGAGAACAAGCUGAAGAAAGGGUGCGGCUACCAUCUGGACCUGUUCAUCCUCGCGAUUCUGAUCGAGAUCUGCUCGGUGAUGGGACUGCCGUGGUUCGUGGCAGCGACGGUGCUCUCGAUCAAUCACGUGAAUUCCCUCAAACUGGAGUCCGAAUGCGCCGCACCGGGAGAGAAACCGCACUUCCUCGGGGUCCGCGAGCAGCGAGCCACCCACAUUCUCAUCUUCCUGAUGAUCGGCUGCUCUGUCCUGCUAACGCCGAUGCUGAGCCACAUUCCCAUGCCGGUCUUGUUCGGUGUUUUCCUCUACAUGGGCGUCGCCUCUCUGAAAGGCCUCCAGUUCUUCGACAGAAUCCUCAUCAUGCUUAUGCCGGUGAAAUAUCAGCCCGACUACAUGUUCCUCCGACAGGUACCAUUGAAACGCGUGCACCUGUUCACGGUGAUACAGCUAACCUGUCUGGCCUGUCUCUGGAUCAUCAAGUCCUUCAGCAGCACCUCCAUCUUGUUCCCUCUGAUGCUGGUGGUGAUGAUCGGCAUCCGCAAAUCGUUGGACCUGCUUUUCACACAGCGCGAGCUGAAGAUCCUGGACGACGUGAUGCCGGAACCGCACAGAAAGCACGCGGACGAUCUUCGCCAGCUCGAGAGUGGCGAGGAGCAGAACGAGUCGACGGGUUACGGGACGACUCCGAGCAACAUACAGAUCUCUUUGGCGAACGGGAACGUCAUGAAGAUCCCCAUGACGAGCAUCAAUAUCAGCGAGGAGGUGAACAGGACCGGGAUUUGGCAACAGGUGAACGAAGGGAACGAGAAGCCGAAGCAGAACAAGUUGAUCAACGCUGGUAAGCAAAAGAAGCAUUCGAAGAAGGAUAGCUCGUUGAUGGCCGACGAGACAACGAGACUGACCACGAUGACCGAGGAGGACGAGGAUGACAGUGGGAUCUCGAUCAAGGUAGAUCUUAUACGAUCGAAGGAGAGCAUCAGUCCGUUGACAGUGAACGGCACCACGUCCGCCGAGACCUCCGUCUAACGGCUACGAUCCUCAAGAUCCGCGAUCGUCCGACGUAGAUCGUUCAUCCACCGAUCGAGAUGCUACCGAUCGGUCUCUGUUGGCCGGUGCGAGCCUACCCUGCAAACGAUCGUGCUCCGAAAGGCAAUCGAGUCGAAACAGAGGAACACGCUUAUCCGUGACAGACAAUUGAUUUUUUAUUUGGUAGCGCGCACAGUCGCGCCGGAGGCUUUCUUAUCUUAUCUCGCUGUAAUCUGAUCGAGUGCAAUUAAUCGAGUGCCACUAGCGUAUAGCGCCGCGAGAGAGAAGUGAGAAAACAAGCGAAACGCACACCGUUCGGAGCAAAUGUAUAGAGCAGGCUAGGGCUGUUUGCGCCGAGAGUGCUCCUGAGUGCUCCAGGGAGCAACCUUUCGAUGCAAUCGGUGUCCAAGAAACGAGAGACAUUCGUUUUUCCAAAUAAUUUAUCUCCUUCCGUGCAGAGUUCCCCGAGGGGACGUGAUUUGGGGCAUCCGGGCUCGGCUCGUAGAACAUUCUGUGUAAUUUCAACCGAGAAGAAUUCCUCGGUCGUUCCGAACAGUCGUCCACUUCGGAAUUCGAUAUCGGAGAAUCAGGAAACACUCGAUCUUUCGACAGAAAGCUAAAUAUCUCGAUGUCGCUUCGCAGAGCGCCCAAGUGGGCGUAGCUAAAACGCUCCUGACGGAUCCAUGGACUAUUCUACAGGGCAAACUGUGCGCUUCUGAUCCAGAAUUCUCCCCUCCCGAACGCCCCCUCGAUGCCACAGAAUGUAAAAAUACUCAAUCUGCCGAUAGGAAACUAUCCAUCUCGCUGUAUCCGUGGCAGAAUUGCCAAGUGGGCGUGGCUUCGGUGCUCCCAGGAGUGAAGGAGCGCCUCGCAGGGGCGUGCCCGACUCUGCUGUAGAGUGUCGUAGAUUCGGAUCCCGUGGUCGUCGACGAGCCUCGAAUCUGCGAUAAUCAGUGUGCGAGAGACCCGUACUAUUUACCGUAACCGAUCGAGAAUAGCUAGCGUAGUUUCUACCCGUAACAGACAUGCCAAAGAAACCCCUUCAACGAUACGUCGACAGUUCCUUCGAGGGAUGAUCUCGCGAACUUCGCCGAGGAACACGGAAUAGAGGAUCACGUGAUCGGCUUGACAUUAGACGAGACUAGUACCGAUAAAUGAUCGCGCGACGAUCGUCAUCGUUGUCUGCCUCGGCUCGCUUCUCUAUUUACAAGGAAUCGCGGUCUCGUCAGAGGAAAUGCUUUCGAGGCGUCGGACACCGGCCAGAUGCGACAAUAUUGUUAUACGGCGGUUUUUUUUUACGACGAUCUAAUGGUUCAGCGAUCGAGCGUACUUUGCCACGGGGCCACGAGAUUUUUCCACGUUUUUUAACCGAGGCCCCGUGGAGACUGACUGAAUUCUCCCUCGAAGAGUAUCCUUCCCGAUCGACGUCGCCGACGGACGGAUCGCGAUGGAAUAAUCGAAGAUAUUCGACGGAAAAUGAUUCCGGUGAAACCAAGGUUGAAACUUCGUACUAGACAUCAUCUUCUGUCUCUUUCAUCUUUCGUUUGAAUUUUGCUUUCUUAGGCUCGAUAUCGAUUUUUUUAGAUCGAGUCCUGUCUUCGUUUAUUGGGACGUUCGGAAAGUUGUCUCGUUCUUUCUCGAGAAAACGAGAGAUGAUUUUGUAAUGUUUAGAGAAAAAUCUGUCCGACAUUCUUUCCCGAUAGCUUCGAAAUCUUACGCUCCCGUUUGUCAUCGAGUACACGAAUCGCGUGCUUUUUGAACACCCUUGCAAAAUAAAAUCUCGUAGAAACGUGUGAAGGUAAAAAUAUCGCCACGUUUUGACCUCUCGAUAAUAAAAAUAUAGCCAGGGUUAAGGGGGGAUCUUUGUGAGAAAUUUUAUAAAAAUUGAAGAGUUUCACUGUGAUCCAAGCAAGAUAAUCAAUAUUUCAGAAUAUCAUGCCGUAAACGCGUAGAAUCUGUCGAGCUUGGUUCGACCGAAUCCUUGCGAACGAUCAUCUUCUUGGGCGACUCCAUCGCGAUCCCCGGUCGAACGAGAUCAUUACCGUAACUGCAGUCUUUCAGAUAGCGAUGGAAACCGGAAACAGAAGCAGAAGCAUUUCCAAAGCCCCGCCUCCGCCGAUUUUUACUGGACGCCCAUCGCGAUCGGGGACAACCAGGAGAAUCCACAGAGAGAAUCCAAAACGAUAUUUUUCAGAUGCCACGUUACCGUGUUGUUGCGCACCACCGAGGCUUUCCCCCGACUCGUUCGAAAGCUGCGCGAAAAGUAUUUUGUAAGAAAGUGUUAGAGCAAUGUAGGCAGCAUCUCUGAGGAUACGUGGUUGUUUUAGCGAGCCGCUUCCGGCGUGCGUCGAUAUACGCACGCGAAUAGCAAAAGUAAGGGACACGGUCGCUCGUGUCGAUGUUACGUGUGUUUUGUAUAUAUAUAGUCCGUGGCGAGCAGGAUGAUCGCAGAUAGUCGGUGAGCGAAUAGGUUUGUCAGUAUUAUACCGAAACAUAAUGAAGAGGAUGUUAGCUUUACCGUGGGACAGCGGGUGUUUGCGCGAACAAUUGUUUCUAUGUCGCGGCGGAAAAUUCAUUUCGGAACGAUUCGUUGCGUUUGUUCUCGUUGGAUAACGACGCCAUUCGAUACCCUGAAUCGUAGAAAAUCCGCAGUCCACCCGUGAUUAGCCGAAGACGUAGUCGAAUAUCGCGAUGUUUCGAUAAAGAGCAUUUAUAUUUUCCAUUUACAUCGUUCGAGAGGAAUCGCUUCAAUGGUUGUUUUCUACGAAGAAAUAAGAUACGAGAGUUUGCGCGGUUGUCGAAUGCUGUUUAUCGGGCCUGACCUUAUCGGUCUGCCACCGACCACCCACGAAUCCUGAUCAGAAAGAAUACGAAUCUUUUUCUAUUGCAAUUCGCACCAGUAGCUUAAAAUUCGCGAUCAUGCAAUUUUUGUUUCGAACGGCUCUCUACUACCUUAACGAUCUCUCAACUUUGUCGGCGAAGAUUGAAAAUCAAAAACUGCAAUGAAUUCUGUUCUCUCGAAAUUAGCGUCACUUUUUCGAGGAUUAGAAAUCUUGCGGAGUCCCCGAAUACGGUAUCGAGAUCGCAUAAGGCAGGCCCGAAUGUAUUCGCGAAACGGGACAACGUCGAGAAUUCGUCGACGACGAGAUUGUCAGCGAAGAAAUGGAGUGCUUGACCGUAUUAGUAUCGAUGUAGCGUAUUUGAUGCAUGUGUUUAGUAUAACUACAGCGACGAAGAGGCUGAUUACGUUCGCGUCGGGUGUCGUUCGAAUUUACGCGAACCAGGCUGUGUGCAACGGACAAUGCACCUCGAUGAAUCGUGGACCGUACGAUCAUUUCUACACGAAGCAAUCGAGUUCUGCGCGCUUACCUUCGGCAUUACUUACGAGACUACGUGUGCGUGUAUAUACGAACGAAGGAAGAGGCAGACUGCGAGCGAAAAAAUGGUAUAUAAUCAGUCGCACUCGUGUAACUCGCUGCCGUGCAUGCAAUCGAUGUACAUUAGUCCUAUUUAACGACAUUAUUGAUAAAUUCUGAUUCGAAGAAAACACCGA